Solea solea (common sole) is the source of this 3030-nucleotide messenger RNA. Its product is annotated as odorant receptor 131-2-like. NCBI's taxonomy places the organism in Eukaryota, Metazoa, Chordata, Actinopteri, Pleuronectiformes, Soleidae. Gene Ontology annotation, cellular component: membrane. The transcript has a single exon. The record is from RefSeq and is a predicted model, not a curated record. Gene Ontology annotation, biological process: G protein-coupled receptor signaling pathway. Bases 194 to 1168 code for a protein of 324 amino acids. Gene Ontology annotation, molecular function: G protein-coupled receptor activity.
UCACCACACAGAUUCUCUUCUUUUCUCUCGUCUGCUGUGGAUGAAAAUCACAAGAGCAGAAAACUGAAAGACGGUUGGUCAGAUAUGGUCAUGUGACGCUGUGACGUGAGAGGGAAGAAGCUCAUGAAGAGAGUGAGGGCGGGAAAAGUGUGCAGAGCAGCUCUGCUUCCACAGCUGAGGAAACAUCUGGAAAAUGUCCAGCGUGAACCAGUCUGUGACCAACGGCACGGCAGGAAGUCAGUACCAGGGUUUACUGGAGCGGGCGCUGUUCUCCACACUCACUACCGUGCCGUGCUGCGCGUUUCUCUUCAUCAAUGGCACCAUGAUGUUCACGCUCAGGAGUAAGGCGCUGUUCCGCGACACGUCUCGAUACGUCCUCCUGUUCAACCUGCUGUUUGCCGACACCGUGCAGAUGUCGCUCGGCCAGCUGCUUUACCUCGUCGCCGCGUGUCGGACGACGCUCACGUAUCCCGUGUGCGGCGUCGUCAACAUGAUCACCAAACUCACCAACGAGGUGUCGCCGCUCACGCUGGUGGUGAUGUCACUGGAGAGGUACGUGGCCGUGUGCUUCCCGCUGAGACACGCCGCCAUCAUCACCGCCAGGAACACGGCGGCGGCUGUGGCGGCGGUGUGGGCCGUGAGCUCACUGGACGUCCUGACCCGCGUCUUCCUGCUACUGGAGUUUCCAUUCAAGGAGCUGGACUCUUUGCAGAUGAAGGACUUCUGCUCGGAAGUGUCGAUGAUGCUCGGGCCCAGGUCCAAUCAGUACGACAGAGCUUACAACUGCUUCCUGUUUGCGUCGGCGACCGUGGCCAUCAUUUCCUCCUACAUCGGCGUGGUGGUUGCGGCCCGCUCGGCGUCCUCAACGGACGCCUCGUCUCGUCGGGCUCGGAACACGCUGCUGCUGCACCUGGUCCAGCUGGGCCUCAGCCUCUCGUCCACCGUCUACCUGCCCAUCGUCAUCGCCGUCUCCAGGACUGUGGCCCGGCUGGUGUUCGUGCGCGUCCAGAACGUUCUGUACGUGUGCAUCUUUAUCUUCCCGCGCUGCCUGAGCUCGCUCAUCUACGGCAUCAGAGAUCACGCCAUCCGACUCGCGCUACAGCACCGACUGUGCUGUCAUCAAAGCCGACGCCUGCAUGUCCCCAAAUCUGACGCACUUCAUACCUAACGGUCAAUAUACUGGGACUGUUUUGAAAGUGCUUUGAUAUCAAUGUUGUGUUCGAAAAGUGCUUGAAUUUUGUGAUAAACUAUGAUGAAAUAUUAGGUUUACAGCAGUCAUAAAAUCAGACAUUUGAACUGAGUGAUGGAGGCAGCAGAGGAUCAACAGCUCCUGUGUCCAAAUGAGCUACAAUCAAUGAUUUUCUCUUGGGACUUCGGUGUGGGAGAGUGAGUGGUUUACAAACUUCAGUUAGAUAGAGAGUGAGAUAAAGACAUUAACAUAUUCUUAAGAUAUUUUAGACUGAAUCUGACGUUGUUUUUAUUACAUGAGAAUGUUUUUUUUUUUUUUCAUACACUCUCCCACACCAAACCCCAUAUAGAAAAUCAGUGAUUUUAGCUGGCGCGGACACAGGAGCUACCACUGCCUCGUGUGGUCACUUUGUGUCACCGAGGUUAAUCUAAACAAAGGAUUUAAAAAGCCGAAUAUUACAAAACCAGACAUUUGAACUUAGUAAUGGAGGCAGCAGUGGAUCAACAUCUCCUGCGUGCUGUGAUGUUAAAAUCACUAAUUUUCUCUAUGGGGUUUGGUGUGGAAGAUUUUCCUUUUGGAAAAGUCUGUCUGACAGUGAGAUAAAGACAGUUUAAUUCUAAACGACUUUAAGAACAUGUUCACAUCUUUAUCUCACUGUUAGACAGACUUUAACAACAGGAAACUGAAGUUUGUAAACUGUAAAGUUUGUGGCCUCAACAGCCCUGCAGUGAGUCACGUGAUUUUCAACUGUAUUGCAUCAAAUGUGAUUAUGAUAAAAUGUAUGCUAUUAUUUUUAAGUUCUCAACCUGAAAUGUGAAAAGCUUCCAAUUUCUUCCUGUUCAUUUUCAUUAAUUCCCACUGAUCAUUUUUCAUAGUAAAUACUGCAUAUAAGACGUAUGAUGUAGACGUCACAUGUUCACAUCUUUAUCUCACUGUUAGACAGACUUCAACAACAGGAAACAGACGUUUGUAAACCACUCAAAUCUGAUUGUUUUAGCCAAGGAUUAUGACACAUUAUUAUUAUUAUUAUUAUAUUUAAGUCACAACCUGAACAUUUUUGGAAGAAUUCCCGUUAAUUCCCAUGGAAAGUUUUCACUUUGGAAAAUUCCUUGUUGUAGCACAACACCAUGUCUUUUAAUGUGAUUUUAAAAAGUGAAAUAAUGAGACACAGUAUAUCCGCUCUUCUCUGCAGAGGACAUUUUGUCUCUUCUGUUGUAAAAUAUAUAUAUUUUUCACAAAUAAACGUAAAAAAGUCAUCAAUCGUGUUUUAAAAAUAUAUUAUGAAGCAGAUAAUAUCAUGUAUCCAUAGAAAUAAUCAUUUUGAGGAUGUGUUUGUAUUAACAUAUCAUUUAUUUUGUCUUUAAGGAGCACAUCAAUCACAUUUUAUAAUAAUUAUUAUUAUUUCUGACUUUUGGAACAUAAUUUUUGUUGCUCACUUGUUUAAAAGUGAUAAUUGUGAUCGUGUUGAAAAAAUGAACUCAUAUUGUGAUUUGUUAUUUCUUCAGUGUGUGUGCGUGUGUUUGACGACAUAUUAAUGAAUAAUAAACUCAUCAUCUUUUACUUAAAGGCAGGUGUUUUCAGCCUUUUUACAUCAGGAAAAUACAUAAAAUAAACCCAGAAUAAUUCAACUUAUUUAACAGAUAUUAAACUAAACUUGUUCAAUUUACUUUUAAUAUGUUUGUUAAAAGUUCGGAUUCAGUCCGACUAACAUGUAUGUUAAAAUGUCAGAUUUAGUCCACCUAACGCUUUCCAACAACUUUCAGUUUUAGUCCAAUGAACAUGUAUGUUAAAAGUUUGGAUUUAGUCCGACUAACGCAUAUGUUAAAAGCAGUGGUGGGCUG